GCGUAUUGUGUACAUCUCUAAUAAAGUCAAAUCAUAAAAAUAUUUUGAUUUCUGGUUUGCUUUUGCUAUGUGUUGUCUUAUGUGGUGGUUGCCCUAAUUUUGUUUUAGAUUUCUUCCGUAUGAAUACAAUAUUGCUCAAACUUAGAUCCCCUACUUCCUGGCGACUGUUAUCUAGUUAUUUAUCGCCUUAAAUUCUACGAAAAACGGAAUAUUAACUAUCAUAAUUGAAGAAACGUUUAAAAGAAUUUGGUUUUAUGAAAGCAUUUUUUUCUGUGUUAAGUUUUAAAUCGGAAGUUGUAGGUGUGAAUUGUGAUACAUUACUUAAAAACUAGUGUCUUUAAGGGCUAACGUAUGCCUUAUUGAGAUUUGUCACGAUGUCUUCGUUCACCGAUUGCUACGAUGGUAGCAAAAUAUUCAGUUUUUUCUCCAAUAGGAUUGGUCUUCCAAUUGACCUAGUUAAUUUUUUGAUCGCACAAAUAGCUGCACUUUGCCUGGCCCGACUUUUUCGAAAACCAUUAAGAGUUGCUUCACCAGAAUUUCGUCAUUUAGUAUGCCUUGUUAUAGGUUUGCUUAUGGGAUAUUUCUGCUUUGGAAAACAAGCAAUUCACUUAUCAGUGCUUCCAAUGAUAACAUAUGUUCUUCUGAAAACAUUUCCACAACAUAUAAUAGGAAAUAUUGUUUUAGCUGUGUCUAUGGUUUAUCUAUCGUGCAUACAUUUACAUCGACAAAUUUAUCAUACUGCGGAUUACACUCUUGAUAUAACAGGACCCUUGAUGGUUAUAACACAAAGGGUGACGUCACUGGCGUAUUCACUGCAAGAUAAUUUAAUAAGGAAAGAAAUUAAUGCGAACUCUACAGGAAAUCUGAAUGAUAAGAAUAGAAUUGACAAGGUACCGUCGCCGUUGGAAUACUUUGCGUAUACAUUGGCGUUUCAGACACUUAUGUGCGGACCUGUUGUGUUUUAUCCCGAUUAUAUCAGCUUCAUUGAGUGUGUUCGAGAUGAUGGGAUGGCAAAGGAUAAAACCGGAGAGAGCGAGCCUUCUCCAAGACGCGCAGUAAUAUACAAAGUAGCUGGAUCUGUGGCCGCUGCUCUGCUCUACUUGUCUCUGGCAAAGAAGUACCCAAUAAGAGCUUUAGAAGGUCUAGUGGACCCAACAUCAGAAGUGUCUCGCUCGUGGUCAGCCGUAUACCUACUUUGGUACGCGUACCUAUCAACUUUAGUCGUAAGAUGCAAGUACUACCACGCUUGGCUCCUCUCUGAGGCAAUUUGUAAUAACUCUGGCAUGGGCUUCAACGGAUAUGACAAUGAUGGAACGCCGAAGUGGGAUAAAAUGUCUAAUAUCGACGUUUUUGGAUUCGAGUUUGCCCAAAACAUGCGCGUGGCAAUUGCCAGCUGGAACAAAAAUACGAACGCGUGGCUACGUACAGUCGCGUACGAAAGAGGCGGCGCCGCCUGGCGAACGGCUCGCGUUUACUCGCUGUCCGCGGUAUGGCACGGCUUUCAUCCGGGUUAUUAUAUGACAUUUUUCGCAGGGGGACUCUUUACUGAAGCUGCUAAAAAGGUCCGAGCUUUUGCGAGACCGCUGUUCCUAAACAGCGCUAUUAGCAAGUUAUUCUAUGACUCGCUGACGUUUCUCACGACACGUAUAGCGAUGACAUAUGCCACUGUCCCAUUUGUAUUGUUGCAUCUGUCACCGAGUCUCGCAUUCUAUGGGCGCCUAUAUUAUUCGCUACACUUCUUAGCACUGGGAGCUAUGUUGUUGCCAAAAUCGAGGCAUGCCGUCGCUUCUCAAACGGAACCGCGUAAGUCAAACAGUAAAAGUAUUGAAGCCAAUGGUGAAGCUAACGGGAAAUUAAAAAUAUCCUAAAUACAAUACAUAAUUAAGUACUAAUAGGGUCACUCGGAUCUUGACUUCUAUUGCGUUACAAAGGAAAUUUAAAAAGAUAAUCAGGAUGUAAUUAAAAUAACCGUUGUAUUAUUUAUACCUAUGUCUAUGAAAUAUUAAUAUUUUGUCAGUAGUAAUGUUGUCCAAUUGUAAACCAUAGGUUAUUUUCUGGGCAAAAAUAUUUUUCUAUUUUUCGCAACACAUAAUUGUAAACACUUAUGAAAAUAAUUCAUUAUAGUCUUCUUAAGACCAUAAUGGACGUACUUUUAGCUUUAAAAAAUGACAUGAAAUGGAACAAAAUUUGUCAUCAUGUUAAUCAAGUUAAUUUUCUAGUGCAGAUUGCCCUCCACCUUAUAUUUAUAAUUGUAAGCUGGAAAAUUUGUUUUUUCGGUAAAUCUAUUUCCAGAAACUACUGGUUUUAAUUUAAGUUCCUCGUCUUAAGUUUCUUUCUGCAAUUGAUUUUAUUGCAGUUUGUUAAAGAGGUAUAAAGAUAAAUUUAAAAAUAAUCUAUUUAUCAGUAUUAUCAUCGCAAUAACGACUUUUCUAUUUAGGUCCGUGUCGCAUAUAUAUUAUAAUCUAACAUUGCACAAAAAUCUACCUCCAACCAUAGUAUUGAUAUAUUAUUUAUAUUCAAAAUGAUAAAUGUAUUUGUUAAUUUAACGUAUUGCAAAGUUCGGUUGUAUGAUUACUGUUAAUUAUUACGAAGAUUAUUCAUGUUGAGAAUAAAAUAUUGUUUUUGCUGGUUUGAAUUAUAUUUAAUUUUAAUUGACUUAUUUUUCGUAUUCGUCAUAAUAUUAAUUAUUUAUUCUCACCAGAUUUCAAAAAAUAUUGUGGCAGGUACGAUUUGCAUAUAUUUAUUGGUUACAUUAUUAUAAACUUCUUUUAUAUGUACUAGCGUUUUUAAAAUGCAACAUAUCAAUAUAUUUUGACUGACUAAAUGACUCGAAAGCAUUAAAUAAUGUUUUAAGUGUCAGUAAAUUUAGUGUAUAAUAAUGCUGUCAAAAAUUUAUUUUAGAAUACGACAAGUCGACGAUAAGUCUUUUAAGCAUAGAUUACAGCAUUUUUAGUUUGUAUAAAAUAUAAUAAAUCUGAAUGGUUAAUUUGCACAAUAUUUGUAUUUAUAUAAUAUAGCUGUUGACUUAAAAAUAACUGUUUGUUGCCAUAGUAUAAAAUUAACAUACAUUAUGGGUUGCUACCAAUUGUUUAUUCUUACAUGUUUCAGCACUGGUUGAAGUUUCAGUAUGUACGAAAUGUAUUUAAUAGUAAAACUCAAUACUAAGUUACAAAUAAAAUUUUAUUAUAAAGUCCAUGAAUUACACUUACUACAGUAUUAGUAAUUAGUAUAUUAUACAAAAAUUGUUAUUAAUAUGCCUACAAUAAUAAUAAUUUUAAUGUUGUUUAUCAUCUGAAAACAGAACACUUCAAUGGAAUACCAUUACUUUCCUUUUUUGUGAUCCUGUAACAAAAAGGUAUAAAGUAACAUAUCAUUAUAAUAUGUUGAUAUAUAAUGAAAUUAAUCCACAAUUGUGAGUUAUUAUUUGUAUUUACUGUUAACACAAUAUUUUAAAAAUCUCAAGUUAAAAUAAUUCAAUAUUUUUAGAUAGAACAGUGAGUUUAUUAAACUGGCUGGAGUUAAACAAUGUCAAUUGUUAAUUGUGUUACAAUUAUAUUGUAAUUAAUCUAGUUUUGUUUAUGUAUACAUAAAAAUUAGUUCCAAUAGUAGUUACCAUACUAAUUUGAUUAACCAGCAAUAAAACCUAUUAUAUAAGGCCAAUUCCAACAAUUAUGUUUAGGACUUUUCACAAACAUCUAUAUAGGUUAUCACCAUUAAUUUAAAAAAUAUAUAAGAGCAAUUAUUUACUAAUGGUUGUUACAUUUAUAAAGUUUUCAAUAAAUAUUUAUUUUAUUA
Messenger RNA from Pieris rapae (cabbage white), 3795 nucleotides. RefSeq names its product lysophospholipid acyltransferase 6 (gene oys). The record is from RefSeq and is a predicted model, not a curated record. NCBI's taxonomy places the organism in Eukaryota, Metazoa, Arthropoda, Insecta, Lepidoptera, Pieridae. Gene Ontology annotation, biological process: lipid modification. Gene Ontology annotation, cellular component: membrane. Gene Ontology annotation, molecular function: acyltransferase activity. The transcript is spliced from 10 exons. Bases 375 to 1868 code for a protein of 497 amino acids.